Messenger RNA from Gallus gallus (chicken), 2182 nucleotides. It is a transcript of the gene TREMB2, whose product is annotated as triggering receptor expressed on myeloid cells B2. The record is from RefSeq and is marked validated. The transcript is spliced from 9 exons. Lineage: Eukaryota; Metazoa; Chordata; Aves; Galliformes; Phasianidae. Gene Ontology annotation, cellular component: cell surface. Gene Ontology annotation, molecular function: signaling receptor activity. Bases 97 to 1902 code for a protein of 601 amino acids.
GUCAGUGGGAGGAAGGACGGCUCACGAGGCAGACGCUUUGGAAGGGGCAGGUCAGGCAGCCCCCAGCAAUGCCCCUGCCCUGUGCCUGAGGACAGCAUGGAGCUGAGAGUCACCCUCCUGUUGCUACUCUGCUGUACAGGUCUCCAAGCCGAAACGCCUGAAGCUGAGAUGAGCCAACAGGAAGGAAGCACGUUCUCUAUCCAGUGUCCUUACACAACACAGCCUGAAAACGAGCAACUGAAAGCCUGGUGCCGCAUGAGAAAUGAACGAUGUCAGCUUGAAGUGCUGACGCUUGACUCAGUGCAGUAUAGGUAUUCAGACAGGGCCAUGCAGGGCCACAUUACAAUAAAGGAUUACAACAGGACUGUAUCUAUCACCAUGUCUGACCUCCAGGCAGAGGACUCAGGGAUAUAUUCCUGUGUGUAUAGCAACAACUAUGUUCCAUUAAAGACCAUCUCGCUGAAUGUUUACAAGGAGUUACACAAGUGGGAGCUGGACAGCCUCUCCGUGCAGUGCCCGUACGGGGCCCUGGGCUACAGCUGGGGAAGAAAAGCCUGGUGCCGACAAGGUCAGGCUCAGUGUUCACUAGUAGUGAGCACAGUUUACCCUUCCACAUGGGGCAGCAAUGGAGCCCGGAACAAAAGCAGCUCAAUCCAGGAUGAUACCCGGACAAGGACUGUUACCAUCACCAUGGACAAGCUGCAGGUACAGGACUCUGGUGUGUACUGGUGUGCACUGUACAACCCCAAUCAACGCCCUGCAUUCAUCCGGAUAAUGGAGGUCAGGCUCUCUGUGGACAAGAGUCUCCCAGCCCAAACAGCCGAAGCUGAGAUAAGCCAACAGGAAGGAAGCACGUUCUCUAUCCAGUGUCCUUACACAACACAGCCUGAAAAUGAGCAACUGAAAGCCUGGUGCCGCAUGAGAAACGCACGAUGUCAGCUUGUAGCAUGGACACUUGCCUCAAUGCAGUAUAUAUAUUCAGACAGGGCCAGGCAGGGCCACCUUACAAUACAGGAUGACAACAGGACUGUGUCCAUCACCAUGUCUGACCUCCAGGCAGAGGACUCAGGGAUAUAUUCCUGUGUGUAUAGCAGCAACUAUGUUCCAUUAAAGACCAUCUCGCUGAAUGUUUACAAGGAGUUACACAAGUGGGAGCUGGACAGCCUCUCCGUGCAGUGCCCGUACGGGGCCCUGGGCUACAGCUGGGGAAGAAAAGCCUGGUGCCGACAAGGUCAGGCUCAGUGUUCACUAGUAGUGAGCACAGUUUACUCUCCUAAAUGGGGCAGUAAUGGAGCCCGGAACAAAAGCAGCUCAAUCCAGGAUGAUACCCGGACAAGGACUGUUACCAUCACCAUGGACAAGCUGCAGGUACAGGACUCUGGUGUGUACUGGUGUGCACUGUACAACCCCAAUCAACGCCCUGCAUUCAUCCGGAUAAUGGAGGUCAGGCUCUCUGUGGACAAGAUACCAGCUGCAACAACUUUGUCAGUUACUACAAGCUCAAGUCAGAAAAACUCUUCUGGCAACAGCACACAACCACGGAACACCAUCACAAUCUCUGUGGUUCUGUGUAUCCUGCUCAUCCUGGCAUUCACCAUCACAACAGCACUGUGCAUCAGGCAGCGCAAGAAGCUGAAGACAGGAGGUAAUAGACAAGCAGAGGACAUCUAUGACAAACCAGAGAGCCCAGCACAGCUUGAGAGCACUGAAAACAUGGGAAGAACUACAGAUGACAGCAGAGACCUAAAUUACAUUACCCUGGACUUUAAACCCCGACUCAGCUCUGAUGAACCUCUCUACUGUAAUGUUGAACCAAGUCAGGCUCCCAGGAAACCCGAAGAUGAAAAUGUGGAAUAUGCUAUCAUUACACACAAGCAGUUACCAAAGAAUGACAAAGGAUGAAGCAGAGAAUCCUAAAACAAUCCAGACAUGGGAGGACUGCAAUAUAAGGUGGAAGUGGAGAAUAGUACACGGACACUGGGGAAAUAAUUAAGGUUUUGCUGUCACAUUUACAUUGCCUAUGCUUUUUAAGACCUCCCUCCUAUUAGAAAUCUGUCACAAGUGUGCAGAUCUGCUUAGGUCAGAGAGGUGCUUGGUAACUCUCAGGAUGGACUGCACAUUUGCUUUUUUGAUUCUAUUAAAAUGUAGCCUCUCUGGGAGAGGCAGGUGUGGAGGACUCUCA